Messenger RNA from Condylura cristata (star-nosed mole), 4242 nucleotides. RefSeq names its product radixin (gene RDX). Gene Ontology annotation, biological process: regulation of organelle assembly; regulation of cell shape; positive regulation of protein localization to early endosome. The record is from RefSeq and is a predicted model, not a curated record. Bases 64 to 1809 code for a protein of 581 amino acids. The transcript is spliced from 13 exons. NCBI's taxonomy places the organism in Eukaryota, Metazoa, Chordata, Mammalia, Eulipotyphla, Talpidae. Gene Ontology annotation, molecular function: cell adhesion molecule binding; actin binding. Gene Ontology annotation, cellular component: cytoskeleton; filopodium; apical part of cell.
CAGAAGUGAAAACAAAAUUCAUAAAAGUAAAAAAUUUGUAAAGGAGACAAAAAGAGAAGCAAGAUGCCGAAACCAAUCAAUGUAAGAGUAACUACAAUGGAUGCUGAACUGGAAUUUGCCAUUCAGCCCAAUACAACUGGCAAACAACUCUUUGACCAGGUGGUGAAAACAGUUGGUUUACGUGAAGUCUGGUUUUUUGGGCUGCAGUAUGUGGACAGUAAAGGUUAUUCUACAUGGCUUAAACUAAAUAAAAAGGUGACACAGCAAGACGUUAAAAAAGAGAAUCCUUUACAGUUCAAAUUUAGAGCUAAAUUCUUUCCAGAAGAUGUUUCUGAGGAAUUGAUUCAAGAAAUAACGCAGAGACUUUUCUUCUUGCAAGUUAAAGAAGCUAUCUUAAAUGAUGAGAUUUAUUGCCCACCAGAAACUGCAGUUCUUUUGGCUUCCUAUGCAGUCCAGGCAAAGUAUGGCGAUUAUAGUAAAGAGAUUCAUAAACCAGGCUACCUGGCUAAUGAUAGACUUCUACCCCAGCGUGUUUUGGAACAACACAAAUUGACAAAAGAGCAGUGGGAAGAAAGAAUACAGACCUGGCAUGAAGAACAUAGAGGAAUGCUAAGGGAAGAUUCCAUGAUGGAAUACCUGAAGAUUGCACAGGACCUGGAAAUGUAUGGAGUCAACUAUUUUGAAAUAAAAAAUAAAAAGGGAACUGAAUUGUGGCUAGGUGUUGAUGCUUUGGGCCUGAAUAUUUAUGAGCAUGAUGACAAGUUAACACCUAAAAUUGGUUUUCCCUGGAGUGAAAUCAGAAAUAUUUCAUUUAAUGACAAGAAAUUUGUUAUAAAGCCAAUCGACAAAAAAGCACCCGAUUUUGUUUUUUAUGCGCCUCGUCUAAGAAUCAAUAAGCGGAUUUUGGCCUUAUGUAUGGGAAACCAUGAAUUGUACAUGAGAAGAAGGAAGCCAGAUACUAUUGAAGUACAGCAAAUGAAAGCUCAGGCACGGGAGGAGAAACAUCAGAAGCAGUUGGAAAGGGCACAGUUAGAGAAUGAAAAGAAGAAAAGAGAAAUAGCAGAAAAAGAAAAGGAAAGAAUAGAACGUGAAAAGGAAGAGCUAAUGGAACGUCUAAAGCAAAUUGAAGAGCAGACAAUGAAAGCCCAGAAAGAACUAGAAGAACAAACUCGAAAAGCUCUAGAACUGGACCAGGAACGAAAACGAGCAAAGGAAGAAGCAGAAAGGCUUGAAAAGGAGCGUCGAGCUGCUGAAGAAGCCAAGUCUGCUAUUGCAAAACAAGCUGCUGACCAGAUGAAGAAUCAGGAGCAACUGGCAGCAGAGCUUGCUGAAUUUACUGCCAAGAUUGCACUUCUGGAAGAAGCCAAGAAGAAAAAGGAAGAGGAAGCUACUGAAUGGCAACACAAAGCUUUUGCAGCCCAAGAAGACUUGGAAAAGACCAAAGAAGAGUUAAAAACUGUGAUGUCGGCUCCACCUCCACCCCCACCAGUCAUUCCGCCAACAGAAAAUGAACAUGAUGAACAUGAUGAGAACAGUGCUCAGGCUAGUGCUGAAUUAUCAAAUGACGGUGUCAUGAACCACAGAAGUGAGGAAGAACGUGUAACAGAAACACAGAAAAAUGAGCGUGUUAAGAAGCAACUCCAGGCAUUAAGUUCAGAAUUGGCCCAAGCCAGAGAUGAAACCAAGAAAACACAAAACGAUGUCCUACACGCUGAGAAUGUUAAAGCAGGCCGUGAUAAAUACAAGACUCUGCGGCAGAUCCGACAAGGCAAUACAAAGCAGCGUAUUGAUGAGUUUGAAGCAAUGUGAGAGCUGUUACUUUGCAUACAUGUUCUUCAUAAGCUGAACCACCAACAGAGAAAAGCAGGCCUUUGCAGAUACCAUGGAAUGCAUCCCACCUUGCCAAAGCACUUAUACCAGUUUGACUGUUGUGACUAAAAACACAUUUAAGAGAGCUCUUUAACAUUAAAGCAAUGUGAUUUCGUUUUUUCUUUUGGGCCAGGGAAUAUAGAAUAGUUUUCCAUCUCCUCCUUUCAUACAUUCAUUUUCCUUUUUUUUUUUUCUAUUGUAGAUUAACUCUAAUUGUCAUGUCUGACAAAUGUGUAUGUGUGAUGUAAGCAAGCACUUUGUACAUUUUGAAAGCUGUGGUGAUGUAAUGGGUGCUUAGCAGGUAGAGCACUCUGUUUCCUUCCACCUUCCAUAUUUUAUUCGCUUGUUGUAUUCUUGCUCAUUAACAUCUUCUCAGUUUCCUCUUCUCAUUUCUAACACACCCACAACCGUAAUUCUGCCACAGGUCAUUGACAGGGCUUAAAAUGAGGGUAGGUGGCCGGGUGGACAGUCUGUGUUGUAUAGAAGAUGGCUCUGUGUCACGAGAGGGAUUACAGCUUUUAGCAGUGUAAUGUGUAGUUGGGGAUUGACUUUUUAAAAUCCAGUUUAAUUAUGCUAUUGGAUAUUUUAUAGUUAUUUACUAAUUACAGUCACUUUAUAGACAGUUGAAUUGAUUGGUGUUUGAUCUUCCUGUUAUCCUUUGGUUUUCUUUGCCUGCCAGUUCACAAAGGCAUAGGCAGCAGGUAGUUGUUUCCUAGGAGAGAUUAUUGAUGAAACUCUAUCUGCAAAUGACAGUUGUCUCUGAAAGAUUUGAAAAGUUUUGUUCUACAGUGAUUUAGAAAAACAGACAUUUUAUAAGAGGAAAUAAUACAUUUGCUGAUCAUUGAUAAUAAUCAUCACAAAAAUCUUGGACCUUUCUGGAAGGACAGCAGAUGAAAACAUCCAUCCCAAGGAAGGGGUGGUAAUACUACCUCACUACUACACACAUGAUGACUGGUUCUCCACACAUAAUGGCAUGUGUAAGCUAUGUGGCGUGUGUAAACUGUAUGUGUUACAGGACACAGUGUUUCCUUUCAUUCAUGAAGUUGUAUUUUUGAGAUUUCUUUCUCCUUCAGAAUAUCUUUGAGUACUAAAUUUUUAACUGCCUUUUUGUUGAACUGGAUUAUGAAUCUCUGACAGUUGCAAGCUCUCAUUGGUAUGCUGUCUUCCAGGGAGGGGAGGGAGUGUUGGAUGUCUGAAGAGGAGAGAGAGAGAGAGAUGAUGGGAGCGCGAGAAUGCAUGUGUGUGUGUGCGUGAUAGAGAUCACCCUUGUAGCGCAUGAAAAUGUACCUUAUCUUUCGUUUCUUGAUAUAAUUGUUACAUGAUCACUUUAGUGUAUUUUAUUUUUAAAUCACUUUGUGCUUUUUUCCCCUCUUAAUUGCUAAGAAUACUUAAAUUUGGUCUGUUAAUCCCAUUUCAUGAAUUAUAAUUUUAGGCUAUAUUGAUUUCAAUUAUGUCUUACAAAGAAAUAGUUUUCAGUUUGAAAGGUGGUCUAAUAUUCAUGUUCUAACAUUUCCUUUACUGUAAAACACCUAGAUUUGGAGAUAAUGAAAGCCUUGUUUUCUCUGUGUGGUUCAGCUACUUUCCAUUUGGUAUUAUGCAUUCAAAUUUACAUUUAUCUAUUAAAAUUGCCAUUUUGUUAAACAUUUUUCAUGCACAGUAGAUACAAGUUGUGUCUGAAAAUAUCUCUUGUGCUUUUUUGAUUUUUGAUUUUGCUGAUUUAAAGGAUUAAUCUGGGCAGACAUUAUGAAAAGCAAAGGUUGCAUUUAAUAUAUUUUUUGGACUUUGUAGGACAAAAGAUAACUGGUUAACCUUGAAGUGACUGUUGUACGGUGGUUGUGCAUAUGCUUCAAAAUAGUAGGGAAGAGAAUAGUUCUUGCAGCACAGUAGACAAAUAGGUGGUGAACGUGCUUUUAGGCAUGUGUCCACCUUUUUCGAGCAUUAAAGCAAUUGCCAUAAUAGGUGAAAACUUGGACUUCCACUGGGCUUUUAAUAUUCUUCAUUUUGAAUUAUGUGCACUGCCGUUGCUACAUCAGUCUGAUAUCAGUGUUGAAAAAAUACCAGUUAUAUUUGCUGUUUAUAAUCUAUAUGUAGAUUAGGAUUAAAAUGGAUUUAAUCCAUUUUUAAAGCUGUGUGAAUUUUUCUAAACAGAAACAACUAUUUGCAAUAUGGAUUUUCAUAGUGAUUAAACAAUUAUUACUUUUAUUAUUAGCAGUUGAGCACAUGUUCAUAUAGCGAUGUAAAAAUAUAUUAAUGAAUAUUUGAUAAACUCCAACAGACUUUUACCAUUAGCAUAAUUUUGUGUUGUACAAUUUAAGUUACAAUCUAUAAUUUUGGAUAACACUCAUUGGUCAACAAUAAAGUGACAAAAGCUCA